CUCUUUUGUUCCAGAUCGAUCGACUCCACCUCUGGGCAGCAUCAAUAAUACCCAAGCGCUAAGCGUGCAUUGUUAUCGGCCCGCAGCCAUUGUCGCCCUCGAUCAUCAUCGAGGCCAUCCAUUUACCUGUGAAGAAGAGCUGGGUAGAUAAGCCAAGCAUCCUCAUCACCAUAAGCAUGUAUCAUUCGAUAGGUAUCGAACGACAACGACGAGGACUACGAAGCUACCAACCGAAUCGACGACGAACGGUUUGGGAUAAACGAUAACAAGCGCCUCCCGGAUCGUCACUUUGAAACCUCGCACGCACCUGUCCGGAUCGAGGCACCAUAACAAAACAAAAUACUCAAAAAAAAAACCGAAGCCACAAACCGGCAAGCAGCUUUCGUCGGCUCAGCUGUUUUCGACGACGAAACAAAAAGGAAAGGUACGCGCCAAUUACCCGGCAAUAAUCUGGUGCUCUUUCUCUCGCUGCUGGCGCGGGCCAUCAGUAUCGAUUCAGAGCCCACGCGAGACGCCAGCUUCCAAAAAACGACCGCGCGCAUCACCGGACCGGAGAAGAGCUCCAGAUCAAAGCACAGCAAGCAAAGAAGCGGCUCUAUCGCCGUUGUCGGUAACCUCGUUUCGCGACUGGCCACGAGCGGAGAUUAUGUAAAUGAUCGAUGCUUUAUUCGCACCAUUGUUCGGUUGCUGGCUGGUUCUUCACCGUAGAACUUGGAGAUUGAAAGAUUGAAGAUUCUGCGAUUUUUUUUGUUCAAAGUGUGCGAGUGCGAAAGUGUUGGGCGAGAGUGUGGAACGAAGGUCGGUUUGUUAUUGAAAUUGGACGGGUAGAGUGUUCUUUCGCGUGUGAGUGCAAAACGGGCAAGAGAGGGUUAGACACGUAGAGUAGCAGAAAGAGAGUGAGAGAGCAAGCGCAGCGGGAAGCUUAAUCUUAUCACGAAAUUACGCCGCUAGUAGUGCGCGAGAACCGGGUGAUUUCGCAAGUGUUCGUCGCUGAGCUGCGGGAGUAGGUAGAGUCAGUUUUAACGAGAUUCUUGCAAUACUGUGCGGAUACAGGUAUCAUCUUGAAACUAGAGUGCAGAGAAUACGAAGACGUUCCAAGCGGGGGCCACGUGACGACAGACUGAGAAGUGUUUAGAUGAGAAGAUUAGCCCCGAGUUGGAUGAACGGCAAAUGUUAUGUUUUUGUUUGAAGCAGCUGAAUCAGCAGUGCCCUCGGCUUUACGGUGCAAGUCGUGAAGGAUCUUCGCUGUAGACUACUUGCACUUGAUUGUGGUUGCGGUAUUUAAGUGUGAAUAAAGGUAAAAAUCUCGAAGGGAGAAACAUCGAAAAUGCUGACACCGGUGAAAAACAAUCAAAGUGCACAGACAUGGACUGUUGAGGCCCGAUGGUAGAUGGUGCCCUUUUACAGUGAUAGUGACGAAAACAUAAAAACAAUUUGUGCCCGGGAGUAGUUGAAUAAAACAGAGUGAUUUGCUGAGUCGCAUAAAAUGUUCCACUCGGUGAUGGUGCAAAAGAUUGCUCUGGUAAUGAACCGAGCUGAAUCGAAAGUGUUUUGAGUGGCAAUCAUUCGAUAAUUGGUGUUUGAAGUGAGAGGAUCAGUCGCCAGUGCGACCCUGACCACGGCCAGAACGAAAGAUCAUCGAAGAUGUACUGGAUUCGGUCGAAAAAACUGAAAGAGCGCCUAGCGCUUGGCUUCGGUGCCACGCUUGUGCUGUUCACAUUAUUACUGGUGAUCGAUCUUCAAAUGGACCUUGGAGUUUCCCGAGGUGAAUUUAUACCAUCUCAUGCGCGGAUACGAUUCGCCAACGAUGAAGACAAGGGAGGAAUUUAUAACGAAUUUCACCGGAAGUAUCUUGCCAAAAGUAAUGCGUCCGGUUCCAAGGAGUACCUUACCACGAAUGCCCAUACCCGAAGUCGGACUGAUACUUCCGGAUCAGGUUACCCAAGCAAACAGAUUACUACGACUCCUCCCCAUGACCGAUUUAAGGAUCUGACCGCAAUGGUGGUAGCCCCGAAAAAUCGUCGCAAUCCAGAAUACUACGAACGGAUAGUUAUCAAAGAAGACCACGAAGAUUUUGUCAAUCCGACAUUAGCUGAAAUGCUAGAUCUGAGGAUCAGCAAUAAUGCAAGCAAUCUGGAAAAGUUCCAGCUUUCCAUUACAAAAAAUGAACUUUACUCGAAAAGUGAUACCCUUGUGGAUGCUGUGAUAGAAGACAUGGUAAAGUUGCCCAUCAAGCACGUUGUUCAGAAGGAAGGCGGAACCCAAAUUAAGUUGAUCAUUGAAUACCCAAACGAUAUUCAUGCUUUGUUCAAACCGAUGCGAUUUCCAAGGGAACAACAAACGCUGCCAAACCAUUUUUACUUCACCGAUUACGAGAGACACACAGCGGAAAUUGCGGCAUUCCAUCUGGAUCGGUUAAUGGGAUUCCGGCGAGCAAUGCCAGUUACCGGACGACUUCUCAACAUUACCACAGAAAUCGAGCGGGUAUGUGACGAUAACCUACUGAAGACAUUCUUCAUAUCGCCGGCUCGGAACAAGUGUUUCCACGGUAAAUGUUCCUACUAUUGUGAUACGUCCCAUGCCAUCUGUGGCAAUCCGGAUACGCUGGAGGGGUCGUUUGCUGCUUUUCUACCGACUCAGCAGGAUACUCAGCGAAAAGUGUGGCGCCAUCCCUGGCGUCGGUCGUACCACAAGCGCAGGAAGGCACAGUGGGAAACUGAUCCCGACUACUGCGCCAUGGUUCGCGACAUUCCCCCGUACGAUGAAGAUCGUCGAUUGCUAGAUCUGAUGGAUAUGUCGGUUUUCGAUUUCCUAAUUGGGAACAUGGACCGGCAUCACUACGAAACGUUCAAGAUCUUCGGAAACGACACGUUCCCCAUUCAUCUGGACCACGGCCGAGGAUUUGGUCGACCUUUCCACGAUGAAUUAUCGAUUUUGGCGCCCUUGCUCCAGUGCUGCCUGAUUCGAUCAUCAACACUCGAAACGCUGCUACUGCUUCACAAUGGUCCGAAGACGCUCUCGGAAAGGAUGAGGGAAUCGCUGUCGGUAGAUCCGAUUGCACCGGUCCUCUGGGAACCGCAUCUGACCGCGUUGGAUCGUAGGGUAGGUAUCAUACUCCAAGCUGUGAGAGAUUGCCUUAAGAAGGCAUCGGAAGAGGAGUUCGACGGCAGCCAAAAUCAACUGGGCCACAACGACAAUUUCUCCUAGCGUUCCUACCAUCCCAGGCGGACCCGGCGCCUCUACAGGAUAUUGGUCAACAUGAAGAGCAACGGUGCGAAUCGAAUCGGCCAAUACAGAAGCUUGUACAUAGUCUAAAAACCAGAAGUGAGUGAGAGCGCGCAAUGCGCAAGUGAGCGGGAAAGAAAAGCGAGAGUGAAUGGAGAAGAAGAAUGUGCACAAAACUGAGUGAAUGAUGAUGUCCGGUAGUAAAUAUGUGGCAUUAGUCGAGAUGUUUAUUGGUUCGUUGCGGGAUCAUUAUCAUAAAAUGAUAGCUAAAGGCACAUAAGAUAGGCUCGGUCGGAUAUGAACGCUGCAAAUAUUUUGAUUGAACGAUUGUAAAGUUCUGAUGUUAAUUAGAUCAAUAGGAUUAACCACGUGUAUAAUCCACUAAUGAAGAAUGAUAUAUAAAAUUAUACAUAUUCAUAGCAUGCGGAGUCCAAUCCGCAGCAAUAAGAGGCCAAAGUUGUAAAUGAGCAAAACUUAUUCGAGAGUCCCCUCGAGGAACCAUAUUUACGUUUUAAACGCUAGAUGAUAUUAGAUGUUCUUGUUUUCUUCCUGUUAAGUUUUACAACUCUAUAGUACACGUUCCGAACCCAUUUUUCCUCGUUACCCAAUAUAACAUGAUGAGACAGACAAAAUUUGCUCAGCUCUGAGAUAAGAUAUCAAAUGUUCUUAGGAUGUUCCGUUCCGUACUCGCACCGAGGCCGACUCCCCAGAUGAUGAAUAGUACUGCUGCGACGGACAGUUCGUAAAUCUCUCAAACACGGUAGCCAGUACUGUCAGCCAAAAACCAACAAUUUUGUGUCAAGCAGAAGAUAAACGCUUAAACCAACCAUAGAGAUGCUAUAUCGUUCCGACGGUUCACAUGAUGGUUUCAAAUAAAUUACGUAUUAAUAUCCAAUUAUUCGAGUGAAUUCAUUCCGCAAAUCCACACCCACCAGAUCAUCAUUGCAUCGUGCUAUCAACUCCAUAUCAAUGGCAAUUAUCACACCACCACCUUCAGUGCAAAACGAAACUUUCCGUUCUUUUAACGUUGUGUCCGGGCGAACUCAUAAAUAGAUAAAUCGUACAUGUAUAAACGGAUGUUACUCCCCGAGUCCGAGACCGAUUGUGACAAAAUUGUAUUUAAUAAAAUGACGUUAAUAAGUCAAUUAGAGCAACAGGAUACGAAUGCGAAAUCCAUAUUGCGUGUCAAAAUGAAGCAAUUAUGAGUUUUAGCUGCUAUAAGUACCUCUUUUGUGCCCGUUUUCAUC
Aedes aegypti (yellow fever mosquito) is the source of this 4472-nucleotide messenger RNA. RefSeq names its product extracellular serine/threonine protein CG31145. Gene Ontology annotation, biological process: protein phosphorylation. The coding region runs from base 1645 to 3207 and encodes 520 amino acids. The record is from RefSeq and is a predicted model, not a curated record. Gene Ontology annotation, molecular function: protein serine/threonine kinase activity. The transcript has a single exon. Gene Ontology annotation, cellular component: Golgi apparatus. NCBI's taxonomy places the organism in Eukaryota, Metazoa, Arthropoda, Insecta, Diptera, Culicidae.